This is a messenger RNA of Xyrauchen texanus (razorback sucker), 1494 nucleotides long. Its product is annotated as homeobox protein Hox-A3a-like. NCBI's taxonomy places the organism in Eukaryota, Metazoa, Chordata, Actinopteri, Cypriniformes, Catostomidae. Gene Ontology annotation, cellular component: nucleus. Gene Ontology annotation, molecular function: RNA polymerase II cis-regulatory region sequence-specific DNA binding; DNA-binding transcription factor activity, RNA polymerase II-specific. The record is from RefSeq and is a predicted model, not a curated record. Gene Ontology annotation, biological process: regulation of transcription by RNA polymerase II.
GAAUCUCAGAAGCAUGUAUCUUCCAAUGAGAACGUAAGACCGUAGAGGUGUUCCUUGACUGCCUCCACAACUGUUUCUGAUACACCAGUUGCUAUGGAAUGGAAACAUGUCGGCCGGAUUCAUUUGGGUGGAAGAGGGUCAGCUCAUGGUUCAACCAUAGAGCCCAUUGGCGAAGAGGUGUCACGUGACUACGUUGAGCCAAUGUUCUUCUACGACGGUGUCAGGACCUUGUCAGAUAGAGAAAUAAACAUUGGGAAACGGCGAGAUGCAAAAAGCGACCUACUGCGACGGCUCGACAAUUUACAGUGGCUUCCCAUAUCAAAGCGCAAACGGUUUAGGUUAUGACAAUCAGCAGCAAUAUCUUCAGGGCCUUCAUGUGGAAAGUGAGCACUAUCGAUCGGCCUGCUCCCUGCAGUCCCCUGGUGGCUCUGCAGCUCUGUACAAACCCAAUGAAAUUUCCGAGGGCUGCCAACGGAGUAACGGAACACAAUCCCCAGUACCAGACAUCCCCGACAACAAUCAGCCCCCUACUGCCCCCUCUGGACCAGGUUCCCCCAGUGCCCUGAACCAAAUUCCCAGCCAAGAUGCCACUGCCAAGAACCCAGGGCAUGCCUCUCCAACACCAGCCACUAGGAAACACAUUUUUCCGUGGAUGAAGGAGUCCCGUCAGAACACAAAGCAGAAGUCCUGCAGUACCAUUCCAGUGGAGAGCUACCCUGGAGACAAGAGUCCACCCGGUUCGGCUGCCUCCAAGCGCGCUCGUACUGCAUACACAUCUGCGCAACUCGUGGAGCUGGAGAAAGAGUUCCAUUUCAACCGUUACCUCAGUCGCCCUCGAAGAGUAGAGAUGGCAAAUGUACUAAACCUGACGGAAAGGCAAAUUAAAAUAUGGUUCCAAAAUCGCAGGAUGAAGUACAAAAAGGACCAAAAGGGGUUUGGAAUGAUGCCCUCUCCUGGAGCACAGUCUCCCCACAGUCCCGUUGCCCUAUCAUCCGGUAGCGGAGCAGGGGGUGGGAGUGGAUAUUUAAGUUCAAUGCAUUCUCUGGUUAACAGCAUGCCCUACGAAUCACCUCCAGCAUCGUACAACAAACCCCAGCCUAAUGCAUACAACCUCCCUACGUCAUAUCCACCUCUGAACAAUUGCCCGCCCUCUCAAAAGCGGUAUCCCGGGAUUGGCACAACCACGCCUGAGUACGACACGCAUCAUCUUCAAGGCAACAGUAAUUACGGGACCCAAGUGCAGGGUAGCCCAGUUUACGUCAGUGGAAGCUACUCGGAUUCUUUGGUGGGCAUAGGCGGCUCAGUAUUUGGCCUGACACAUCUACCGCACACUCCUCAAGGCAAUAUAAUAGAUUACAACGGCGCCAUUACUAUGGGAAAUAGCCAUCAUAAAGGAGCAUGCGAACCAAAUCCAUGCACAUUGACAGACCUUACAACGCACUAUUCUCAGGGAAGGAUUCAGGAAGCGCCUAAACUUACUCAUCUGUAGUGUUG